Letharia columbiana is the source of this 1113-nucleotide messenger RNA. RefSeq lists its product as uncharacterized. The transcript has 6 exons. The record is from RefSeq and is a predicted model, not a curated record. Lineage: Eukaryota; Fungi; Ascomycota; Lecanoromycetes; Lecanorales; Parmeliaceae. The coding region runs from base 1 to 1113 and encodes 370 amino acids.
AUGCCUCCUUACUCGCAGCCGUCUCAUCCAAGCCAGGACUGGCAAUUGCUCAAUGGUACCAGUGGCUGGGGCAACGACCUCUCACACCUUCCCAGGGGAUCCAAAGUCACAGCUCCACCCUUCGUCUCCUUCACAGACCUCUAUUGCAUACCCAGCGAGCCUACUAUGAUAAGACAAGCCAGGCUUACGGCCAGAUCGAACACACGGACCAAAGCGCCAUUCCAGAAUAACGGCGGGAUCAAGUUGCGGCACGGUUGUGUGGAGACUCUAGAGCAACUCAUUUGUGAAGAUGUUCUGGCCUGCCGCGAUGAAGAUGGCGUCCCCGAGCGUCCGGGAAUAGAUGACGCUGGCAGUGCCGAUGGAGACGUCGUCGAGUGCAAGGACCGUUUGCGCCGCCAUCAGCGCAUUGCCAAACGCAAGCUGGAAGCCGCAGAUGGUGAGCAGGACCUGUCCGGCCAGACCAUCUUGGUUACGGGCUCCAAUGUCGGUAUCGGGCUCGAGGCCACUCGACUGUUGAUGGGCUUCAAAGUUGCCCGCGUCGUCAUGGCCGUUCGCACUCUCUGCAAACGCGAAGAGGCAAAGGCCGACCUCCUCAAAUCCAACCCAUCAUGCAACGUCGAAGUCUGGGAGCUCGACAUGGAUGUCUUCGCCAGUGUCAUAGCUUUCGGAAAGCGCGCGCAAGAACUCGACCGCCUCGACAUUGCCCUCCUCAACGCCGGGGUCAAGAAGCCGGAAUACACGGAGAACAAGCUCACUGGGCAUGAGACAACAAUUCAAAGGUUCACAUGUGGACUCCGUUCAAAGAGCGUACAGCCCCAAAUACAAUUGAGAAACUUGACGAGAAGAGCACCUUUGGCAACCCGGACCGCUAACAACGUAUCCAAGUUGCUGAAUGUGCUCUGGGCACGUGAAUUGGUGGCCAAAGUCAGCCCCACGCAGAUCAUCGUCAACACUGUCAAUCCCGGCCUGGUGCAGAGCAGCCUUCAUCGCGAGAACAAAAACGCAGCUGAGAAGAAAUUCACCGCUAUCUUUGGACGCACGACAGAGGAAGGCGGAAGAACUCUUGUGGAUGCGGCGGUUGUCCAGGGUGCGGCCACCCACGGUGGUAUAUGA